AUGGCUUCGUCUUUCGACACUGCUGAUGUGGCGGCAGCUCUUGCUGACAUCACGCCCAACAACGGUGUUGAUCCCACCGCCGGUCCUCCCAAGAAUGAGGAAGCAAUCAAGCUUGCUCGUGAGUCGGGCUGGGUUGAGCCAAAAGCCAACAAUUACACUGCACGUGCUCCUACCACUGUCCUCGACAGCAACCACCUUCAGUCAGAAGCCGCAGCUGAGGACGAAGCUGGCGCUGAUGAGGUCGUCAUCAGUGGACAUGCGACCAGUAAUUGGUCUCAUGACGCUGCAAAAUAUGAAUGGAAGGAGGAGUACGGGGACGUUGGUCCUCGCGAUGAACGACUCGAAAAAGAUCUCUUUCGCGGAGAGCACAUAAACCGUGCAGGCAUCAAAUUCGACAACCUCACCACGGUCAAAGUGACGGUCGAGUCCGAGACCCGCGUCAAUCCGGUUUCCAGCUUCAAGGAUGCUGGCUUGCACCCAGUCAUUCUGGAGAACAUUGAGCUCUGUGGAUACCGCCAUACAACCCCGAUUCAGGCGUACACGAUUCCAGCGGUGUUGACGGGCCAUGAUAUGAUUGGCAUUGCUCAGACUGGGUCUGGCAAAACUGCAGCAUUUCUCAUCCCAACCAUCUCCAAGCUCAUGGGCAAGGUCAAGAAGUUGGCAGCGCCUCGUCCGAACAUCGGCUUGGGCUUCGAUCCCGCACGCGAUCGGGUUCGAGCUGAACCACUAAUUCUCAUUGUCGCUCCAACUCGCGAGUUAUGUUGCCAGAUCUUCGACGAAGCGCGUCGCCUGUGCUAUCGCUCGAUGCUUCGUCCUUGCGUCGCGUACGGUGGUGCCCCAAUUCGAGAUCAGGCCGCACAGCUUCAGCGCGGCUGUGAUCUGCUUGUCGCUUCUCCCGGUCGUCUCCUGGAUUUCAUGGGCCGUCCUGAGCUUCUGUCUUUGGCUCGUGUGCGUUUCACCAUCAUUGAUGAAGCUGAUGAGAUGCUUCAUGAGGAUUGGGGUGAAGAGAUGUCAAAGAUCAUGGGCGGUGGAGAUGCCAAUACCGAUGGUGAUCAUCGUUAUCUCCUCUUCAGCGCGACUUUCCCCAAGCGUGUGCGCAAGCUCGCAGCCAAAUAUCUUGCAUCUGACUAUGUCCAUGUCAGUGUUGGCAGAACUGGCAGCGUCCAUGUCAACGUCAAGCAGCAUAUCAUGUGGUGUGACAAAGACAAGAAAAUGAAAGCGUUGUAUGACUUGCUGAUCUCCAUGCCGCCCUCACGCACCUUGAUCUUCGUCAAGUUCAAGAAGACUGCGGACUUUGUCGACGACUAUCUCUUCAAUUUGGGUCUCCCAUCCACCUCUAUCCACUCUGAUCGAACUCAGAGUGAACGAGAGGAUGCAUUACGUUCGUUCAAAGCCGGUCAGACCCCUAUUCUAGUCGCGACUGGUGUGACUGCUCGUGGUCUCGACGUUCGCAAUGUCAUGCACGUCAUCAACUUCGAUCUACCUUCUGCUGACCAUGAUGGAAAGAACGAGUAUGUUCAUCGCAUUGGGCGCACCGCGCGUAUUGGGAACGAAGGCCUUGCCACUUCCUUCUACAACGAAGACGACGAGGCUUUGGGCCCAUUCCUCACUAAGAUUCUACUCGAAACAAACCAGGAAGUUCCCCACUUCCUAACCCACUUCAAGCCGGAGGGAGAUUUGAACUUCGAUGAAGAGGAGGAGGCGGAUUAUGAGGAUAAUGCUGGUGGUGCAGGAGGUGAUAGCGGAGGUGGUACGUGGGGAAAUGGUGGCGACGUUGCUAGUGCUGGCGGCGAUGCAUGGGGUGCAGGUACCAGUACCAAUGCUGCCAACGACAACUGGACCGACUCCAACAAUGCUGAAACUGGUGCUGGAGGAGCAGCGUGGUAA
Molecule: messenger RNA, 1887 nt
Organism: Fonsecaea multimorphosa CBS 102226
Lineage: Eukaryota; Fungi; Ascomycota; Eurotiomycetes; Chaetothyriales; Herpotrichiellaceae
Exons: 8
Coding region: 1-1887 (628 amino acids)
Cellular component (GO): nucleus
Molecular function (GO): ATP binding; RNA helicase activity; RNA binding
Source: RefSeq, a predicted model, not a curated record